UAUCCGUACAUUUAUAGCUAGCUAGCUAAGAUUGUCACGGGAAUCUGAUAAAUGUACAGUCAAUAACUACGGUGGUCUAAACGAUUGUUUUUCUGUACAAAUUUAUUUUACAAUAAAAAAGCAAAAUGCUCUCACGGCUUUUAAAAGAACACCAAGCAAAACAAAACGAAAGAAAAGAGCUUCAAGAGAGACGUCGUCGUGAAGCUAUAGUGGCAGCCACUUGUUUAACGGAGGCAUUAGUGGAUCACCUAAAUGUGGGUGUGGCCCAGGCCUAUGUUAAUCAACGCAAGCUGGACCAUGAAGUAAAGACUUUGCAGGUGCAAGCUGGUCAAUUUGCCAAGCAGACAGCUCAGUGGAUCAACAUGGUGGAGGGCUUCAACCAGGCCUUAAAGGAAAUCGGGGAUGUGGAAAACUGGGCACGCAGCAUUGAGAUGGACAUGCGGACGAUUGCCACAGCGCUGGAGUACGUGCACAAAGGGCAGUUGCAGGCUACCUCCUCCUAGACGGGAUUUUCACUCGCACGGCAGAGCAAAUCUGCCCCAGCAACGCAGCCAGUCGAGGACAUCGUGCCUCCUAGCCCUUCCACCUGCUGAAGUCGUAGAUGGAAAGUCGUGAAGACAUGAGAUGGACUACUAGCUCAUUUAUUAUCAUUGUCAGAUGCAGCAACCAAAUGUUAUCUUCAUCUUCAGCAUAUCUUUAACUUUGAAACCCAUAAAGGAUGCCAUGAGGGUGGGCUUUGGGAGGGGUCUUGCUAAAUUAUGUUGAUGUGUUUCGUCUGGAAACUUCAUUUUAGCCAUGUGACCACGGUGCUGCUUAGUUUUUGUGCUAAAAAGAUACAUAAGAAAUGUCUAAAAUACUGAGUAGUUUUAUUGUUCACUAUAAUAAACCCUGUUUUUUAUAAUGUAA
Electrophorus electricus (electric eel) is the source of this 906-nucleotide messenger RNA. RefSeq names its product biogenesis of lysosomal organelles complex-1, subunit 1 (gene bloc1s1). Gene Ontology annotation, biological process: endosomal transport. Gene Ontology annotation, cellular component: BLOC-1 complex. The record is from RefSeq and is a predicted model, not a curated record. Lineage: Eukaryota; Metazoa; Chordata; Actinopteri; Gymnotiformes; Gymnotidae.